Molecule: messenger RNA, 1265 nt
Organism: Oncorhynchus gorbuscha (pink salmon)
Lineage: Eukaryota; Metazoa; Chordata; Actinopteri; Salmoniformes; Salmonidae
Gene: epha10
Product: ephrin type-A receptor 10
Exons: 3
Coding region: 194-1243 (349 amino acids)
Biological process (GO): protein phosphorylation; axon guidance; cell surface receptor protein tyrosine kinase signaling pathway
Cellular component (GO): membrane; neuron projection
Molecular function (GO): ATP binding; protein binding; transmembrane-ephrin receptor activity
Source: RefSeq, a predicted model, not a curated record
UCGAAAUCUUCCAUCAUUGCACUUGCAUGAUGUCAAUCUGAUGCACAACACCCUCCCCCGAGAUAGCAAAUAAACCACGUAGUGAGUGAAGCUCGCACUAGCCCGAACGGCUCUAGCUUCGCUCUGCUGUGUGUGUGUUACGCGCAAGCCCGGAGAGAGAUGACAAGAGCUUCGCGAGGCUGGACAUUCAAACAUGGAGCUUUUUAAAACGCAAAUGUCGGUACUUUGGAUAUUAUUGCUGAAUGGAAACAAGGGCUGUCACACUGAAGAAGUGGUCCUGCUGAACUCAAAAGAAACUCAGGCAGAGCUCGGUUGGACGUCGCACCCCUCCAAUGGCUGGGAGGAGAUCAGUGGCGUGGAUGAGAAGUACAAGCCCAUCAGGACCUACCAGGUGUGUAACGUGAUGGAGCCGGCACUGCAGAACAACUGGCUGCAGACGGGCUGGGUGGCGCGGCGCGGCGGCCAGCGGAUCUUCGUGGAGCUGCAGUUCACGCUACGCGACUGCAACAGCAUCCCGGGCGUGGCAGGCACCUGCAAGGAGACCUUCAACCUGCUCUACGUGGAGUCGGACAAAGACCUGGGCCGGGUGACCCGCGAGGAACGCUACACCAAGAUCGACACCAUCGCCGCCGACGAGAGCUUCACACAGGGCGACCUGGGUGAGAGGAAGAUGAAGCUCAACACAGAGGUGCGGGAGAUCGGACACCUGAACCGGAAAGGGUUCCACCUGGCGUUCCAGGAUGUGGGGGCAUGCGUGGCCCUGGUGGCGGUGCGGGUGUACUACAAGCGCUGCCUGGCCACGGUGCAGAACCUGGCUGUGUUUUCUGAUACGGUUGCGGAGGCAGCGUUCGCCACACUCGUGGAAGUCAGGGGAGCCUGCGUCAACAACUCUGAGGUUGACACGGACAGCCCUCCCAGGAUGCACUGCAGCGCUGAGGGUGAGUGGCUGGUGCCCAUCGGGAAGUGCAGCUGUUCAGCGGGUUACGAGGAGGGUCACAGCAGCUGUGAAGGUAAGAUAAAAAGAUGGAUGGAUGGAUGGAUGGAAGGAAGGAAGGAGUUAUGUCAAGUGAGUGAGGGAACGAUAGAAGAAAAGAGUGACGGAUGUAUGGCGGGUGGAAACAAAUGCGGUGCAGGGGACUUUGUUUUUGUGGUAAUCACCGUGCAGAAAUGUUCUGUUUUUGACCUAAACCAGUUCUGUCUGGCUGUUGGAGACAUUUCAUCGACAACCUGUAAUCAUGUUUGAAGCAGGCAACAUUGUGAAGGGA